AUGAGGCUGCGUUGGAUAAUGUUCGCCAUAAACGUCGCGUUCUCGUAUUCCAUGGGGCGGGGCGUACUCUACACCACACUAUUCUUGACAAUCGCCGAAUAUCUUUGCAAUGAUAUAGCCUCAAGAACAUGUGUAAUGUAUUCGGCCAUGGUGGAUUUGAGCUUGGAGCGACACUCGUUGCUCCACACAUUUGAAUUGGAUGGUAUUGCAGUUCACGCAGCUGCGCACUUAUAUUCACCACCAUCCACGCGCAAGACUUCCCCGACUGCGAAGGACACCGUCAAGCGGGAAGGAAGACUUUGCCAAACCUGUUCCCUGAAGGAGCUCGAGUUUACAUCUCCGCAAUCCUUGUUGCCUGGUCAAUAG
Messenger RNA from Marasmius oreades (fairy-ring Marasmius), 366 nucleotides. RefSeq lists its product as uncharacterized. Bases 1 to 366 code for a protein of 121 amino acids. The transcript has 2 exons. The record is from RefSeq and is a predicted model, not a curated record. Lineage: Eukaryota; Fungi; Basidiomycota; Agaricomycetes; Agaricales; Marasmiaceae.